Molecule: messenger RNA, 514 nt
Organism: Anguilla anguilla (European eel)
Lineage: Eukaryota; Metazoa; Chordata; Actinopteri; Anguilliformes; Anguillidae
Product: ATP-binding cassette sub-family A member 17-like
Exons: 3
Coding region: 1-291 (96 amino acids)
Source: RefSeq, a predicted model, not a curated record
AUGGGCAGAUGUGCUGAGUGGGUAUUGUGGCGCCCCGAUCCCUUAUCGGUGCUCCCCACGAGACCACCAGGACGGCCGAGCCCAUCGACACCGGCGGCCGCUGGGAAAAGUGGUGAGUGGGCGGUACCUAGCAAACCCCUGUCUAGAGACGUUCAGGACCCUGGACAGCCCCCCGGCAGACCAACUGAGGCGACAACCGGCAGCACCAUGGACAGGGCUGCAGCAGAGGGAAGAAGAGGGUGUGAAGACCUGGAGCGGAGCACUGAUACCCCGACCGGGAAGACUUUUUAGUUGGUUUUGGCUCCCCCUACCCCUACCCCCACUCCUUACAAUUAUUAAAGACCUUUUUUGUUAAACACUACCUCUGCCUCACCGUGCUGGUUCUUCCGUCACUCAACCCCCCGUUGGCUGAGAGAGUUCACACAUGGUGGAGGAUGCGGGCAUGCUAACUCCACGCUACGGGGUGACGGAACCAGACAGAAACCAGCUCUAAAAAAAAAAAAAAAAAAAAAAA